AUGAAAUUGAACAUUGCCUUCCCAGCCAAUGGGACACAGAAAUGUAUUGAGAUAGAUGAUGAGCACAAGCUUCAAGCUUUUUACGAGAAACGUAUGGGGCAAGAAGUGGAAGGGGAUUCAGUUUCUGACGAGUUCAAAGGCUACGUCUUCAAGAUCACUGGUGGUAACGAUAAACAAGGUUUCCCUAUGAAGCAAGGAGUCAUGCAUCCAACCAGAGUCAGAUUGCUAUUGUCCAAGGGUCACUCCUGCUACAGACCAAGAAGAGUUGGAGAACGCAAAAGAAAAUCGGUACGAGGCUGCAUUGUUGCUGCUGAUUUAUCUGUUUUAUCUUUGGUAGUAGUCAGACAAGGAGAGCAACAGAUUGAGGGUCUUACAGAUGCUCAGGUUCCGAAAAAACUUGGGCCCAAGAGAGCUAACAAUAUUAGAAAGUUUUUUGGUUUGACGAAGGAAGAUGAUGUGAGGCAAUUUGUCAUCAGGCGUGAGGUUGUGAAAGGUGACAAGACCUACACAAAGGCACCUAAGAUUCAAAGAUUGAUCACUCCAGAGCGUAUUCAGAGAAAACAGCACUUGAGAGAGCUGAAAUACGAGAAUGCACGAAGACAAAAGGAUGCUGCCGCUGAAUAUGCCAAGCUGCUAGCUGAAAAAAUCCACCAACGGAAUGCGGAGAAGGCUGAGAUCAAGAAAAGAAGAGCUUCCUCUUUGAGAGCUGAAGCUUAA
Molecule: messenger RNA, 717 nt
Organism: Komagataella phaffii GS115
Lineage: Eukaryota; Fungi; Ascomycota; Pichiomycetes; Pichiales; Pichiaceae
Product: 40S ribosomal protein S6
Exons: 1
Coding region: 1-717 (238 amino acids)
Biological process (GO): translation
Cellular component (GO): ribosome
Molecular function (GO): structural constituent of ribosome
Source: RefSeq, a predicted model, not a curated record